GGUCGAAUGUUGUGAACAGUUCAUCGUGGUGGGUCGUUCGUCGUGUGUACAGCAUUUCACUUGCUCCGGAUCAGUUCCUCCUGGCUGCUGUGCGGGAUUUCCAUUCUAUCCGAGAGUCAGUCCUUACUCAGCCACGAGUAUCCUCAAAAGAAUUCCGUAAGUAUCGGCCCAGUGAAUUAAAAUUGGUUGACACGGUACAGUUUCGGUACGAUCUAACCGGAGGAUGGCAAAUUUAAGAGACGGCCUAUUACUGGGAUGUGGUAAUCCCCUACUGGACAUUUCGGCCACGGUCGAUGAUGCUUUUCUUGCCAAGUAUGACAUGCUGCCAAACAACGCAAUUUUGGCCGAGGACAAGCACAUGCCCAUCUACAAGGAACUGGUUGAUAAGUGCAACGCCGAAUACAUUGCUGGCGGUAGUGUGCAAAACUCAUUUCGAGUAGCCCAAUGGGUUCUGCAGCGUCCUAAAGUUGCCGUCUUUUUCGGGUGCGUGGGUAAGGACAAGUAUUCGGAAAUUCUGUCGGAAAAAGCCACCGGUGAUGGAGUCAAUGUUCAGUAUCAGUACUGCAAGGAAACCCCAACGGGAACAUGCGCCGUCCUCAUCACUGGAACGCAGCGGAGUCUAUGUGCCAAUUUGGCCGCUGCCAAUAAUUUUACAAUCGAUCACUUGAAAACACCAGAAAACGAAAAAUUCCUGAAAAAUGCAGAAUUUUUCUACAUUUCUGGAUUUUUCCUUACCGUUAGUGUCGAAAGUAUUCUCACCGUGGCUAAAAAUGCCCUGUCCCGGGAUAAACUGUUCAUGAUGAACCUAAGCGCACCGUUUAUUCCUCAAUUUUUCAACGGCAAUCUGGAGCAAGUGUUUCCCUACAUUGAUAUUUUAUUUGGUAAUGAAACCGAAACGCUUGCCUUCGCUCAAACGCACAAUAUGGAAACUGAAGAUCUGAAGCAAAUAGGGCUUAAAAUUGCUGCAAUGCCAAAACAGAACGAGUCCCGAGAACGAAUUGUUAUCAUAACGCAAGGUAGCGAUCCGGUCCUGCUAGUUCGGGGUGGGUCUGUGAAGGAAUUUCCAGUAGAGAAGCUGGAACUGGCACAGAUAGUGGACACGAACGGUGCUGGUGAUGCUUUUGUCGGUGGCUUCCUGGCACAAUUGGUACAAGGACAUAGUUACGAUAUUUGUAUCAAGUGCGGCAUCUGGGCCGCAAGACAAAUCAUUCAAAGAUCUGGCUGUACAUUCGAAGGUGUACCGGAUUUUAGAGCUUGAAGUGUAGAGACUUGCGAUUGCCGGAUCUUCAGUUUCAUAAAUAAUGAGGACCUCUCGAAACUUGUCCACCAACUGUAACAGCUGCGACCGGCGUAAGUUUUCAAAGUACAUUAUUUCCUCCAGAUGGUGCUCGCCUUUGAAAUAACCUGCCUGCCAAAGCCGCACCAUCAGCGAUAGAUCUUCGGAGUUCAAUGCAGCGGGAAUUUUCAUCACAGCCUUCCUAUCACACUCAUCAAAAGCCGAUAAGAGUCGUUUGAUUUUAUCUUCGUCUUCCAUCGAAGCUAUCGAUUCGUCGUUAUCCGUACUGGACGCCGUUUGGCCAACACUUGAAUGACUGAUGUUGGAUCGAUGACUCGCUGACGAUGGUCUGGUGUUACUAGUGGCCGUUAGACUGUCCGGAUAUAUAUCCUCCGACAGGGAGUGCUUCCGAUUUGUCGGCACCGCUAAGGGUUGACUAGACGUGCAAGGAAGGGAACUACAAACGCUGAAAAAAGGCGAUUUAUUUUUUUUUUUUUUGAUUAUUAGAAGCAUUCGCAUGUAAAAAGCAUUUUACUUACGUUUGGUUUUUAGUUAUA
Molecule: messenger RNA, 1833 nt
Organism: Uranotaenia lowii
Lineage: Eukaryota; Metazoa; Arthropoda; Insecta; Diptera; Culicidae
Gene: Adk2
Exons: 5
Coding region: 224-1258 (344 amino acids)
Biological process (GO): purine ribonucleoside salvage
Cellular component (GO): nucleus; cytosol
Molecular function (GO): adenosine kinase activity
Source: RefSeq, a predicted model, not a curated record